Messenger RNA from Neurospora tetrasperma FGSC 2508, 867 nucleotides. RefSeq lists its product as uncharacterized. Gene Ontology annotation, biological process: mycotoxin biosynthetic process. The coding region runs from base 114 to 503 and encodes 129 amino acids. The transcript is spliced from 3 exons. The record is from RefSeq and is a predicted model, not a curated record. NCBI's taxonomy places the organism in Eukaryota, Fungi, Ascomycota, Sordariomycetes, Sordariales, Sordariaceae.
ACCCCGAACAACCACCCUGGGAGCCCCAAGUGGAUUUCCGAACCGAGAUCUUUCGGUUCCAGACGAUUUAUGGAGCGGAACCCAGUGAGGAGGUGGAUCAGGCUUGGACUGCCAUGAUUCCUAAAGGCAAAGGCUUCAUCCUCCUCCCCAACGAGACAUCCGAAGCAUUACCAGACCUCCCGCGGCUAAAUAAAACCAACAAGCAACAACACGCCAUGAUUUCUGUUUUUCAUCAACUACACUGUCUCUACAUGACCCGCGCCGGCUACUUUGCCGCCAAAUCCGGCAACUUGGACGAAGUCAACACCCCUCAUCUGACACACUGCUGGGACUACCUCCGGCAGGGCAUCAUGUGCAAUGCCGACACCACUCUCGAAUGGAUCACGUACCCCGACGAGAGUGGGAGCACGGGGUGGGGAUAUCAGCAUACGUGCAAAGACUUUGGGGCUGUGUUUGAGUGGGCUGAGCGUCAUCGGUUUAGGGAGUGGAAGGUUAUUCAUUAGUUUGGUUCAUGUAGAUAUCUACCAGAAGAUGAAGAUAGGGGUGGAAAUGGAUUGAUAGAGGUGUCGAUGGGAGCAAAGGUAGAGUAGUAGGGUCGAGGUUGGGUUCAGGUGGGUGGGUUGGUACCUGCCAAGACGGUUGAGGUUGGAAUAAUGGUGGGGUUGCGAUGAGGGAUACACCUACACCCGACCACAUGGGUUGGCUGGCCUGGUGGGUAGUACGAUCGAUCGUAUAUGUGGUGUUAAGUUAGUUGCGGGAGGGAACACGCAGCGGGGUUUGUCUCUUCCCUUGGGUACCUCUAGCUAUGUUUCGAAAGAAAAUGAAUAUACAAAGUAAGUAGGAUACUAUUCUAAUAGCUUACCUCCA